This is a messenger RNA of Lindgomyces ingoldianus, 480 nucleotides long. RefSeq lists its product as uncharacterized. Lineage: Eukaryota; Fungi; Ascomycota; Dothideomycetes; Pleosporales; Lindgomycetaceae. The coding region runs from base 1 to 480 and encodes 159 amino acids. The record is from RefSeq and is a predicted model, not a curated record. The transcript is spliced from 5 exons.
AUGAGGUCGCCGCUACUACUCUGUCAUUCUGAGGAGAAGAAGUGUCUCUUGAUUCCAAGUGUGCUUGGCGCAGGACCAGUAGGAUCAAUGCUACACACUCAAAAGCUCAUAUCAAGGAACCACACAAUAUCUCCUUCCACUGCACUUCCCGUUCUCUCCAACUUGCCACGCUGGGGCCCGUCGACGAUAUACGACUUUGUUGCAAAAUAUGUGUUUUCGAGCUCUUUCAGAAGAAUACACAUGGAGCGACUUGACGGAAAGGUGUUUUCCAAUUGUCUUAUCAUUACAGACUCAUCCGUUUUGUUGGGGUUGCAACAGAUGGUUAGAUUGUGGAGGGUGCACAGGAGCCCACAGCGAGGACCACCUCCAUGGCAGCAGGAAAUACCUCUAGCAAAUCAGGUGUUGACGCAGUACAAAAGGGCUUUCGACAGAGGCAUCAUCCUUCCGUGCACCUCUGCUGAUACUCUUGAACAAAAUUAG